AUGUCAUCAAGUGGCCAGGAACUCACAGACGUGUUACAGCAAAGAGGGCAAAGGGUCCACUUAGAUACACAUGGAUCCACCCCAGGUCCCUCGACCACGCCACCACAACCGCCUUCACCUUCCCGUCUUCCCCUAGCCACUCCUCACUAUCCAGGUACCCUUAGCUCAAACCCCACGUACCCUAGUUACGCCUCAGCCCCCUCCUACCCGUCCCUCCUCAACCCCAGGCCUAUCCUCAGCCACUCCCAGGUACCCCCAGUUAAGCCUCAGCCACCCCCAGUACCUCCCAGUACCCCUAGUCCUCCUCACCCAGGUACCCCUAGUCCCUCCUCAGCCACCCCAGGUACCCUAGUCCCUCUCAGCCACCCCCAGGUACCCCUAGUCCCCCUCAGCCACCCCCAGGUACCCCCUCCUCAGCCACCCCCAGGCCUCACCCCAGUACCCCUAGUCCCUCCUCAGCCACCCCAGUCCCCUCAGCCACCCCAGUACCCCAGUCCCUCCUCAGCAUCCCAGGUACCCCUAGCCCUCCUCAGCACCCCCAGUACCCCAGUUACACCUCAGCACCCAGAUACCCCAUCACUCCUCAGCCACCCCCAGUUACGCCUCAGCCACCCCAGGUACCCCCAGUCACUUCUCAGCCACCCCACAGCCAUCCCUAACUACCCCCCAGAUGCCCCCGCCACCUCCCUCCUGCCUCAGCCUCCGCGCACUCCUCCCGGGAAGAAUUCACUCCACGUUCUCUCACUCCGCUUCGGUCUGACUGCAGAGUCGCCGCCGCCGCACUCCUAUUUCUCAGCCACCGUGGAGACCCGACAAGCUCUCAUAUUUAGGCGUGAAUAUUCACCUUAA
This is a messenger RNA of Penaeus vannamei (Pacific white shrimp), 849 nucleotides long. Lineage: Eukaryota; Metazoa; Arthropoda; Malacostraca; Decapoda; Penaeidae. The record is from RefSeq and is a predicted model, not a curated record.